CCGCCCGCUGCCGGCGCCGCUCGCCCGCCCGCCUGCUCGCACUCGGUCGCGCCGCGGGGCAGGCAUGGGAGCCGCACGCGGCCUCCCGGCGCCCACACCUGUUUGAACGGCGCGGCGAGCCGCGGCCCGGGCGGGCUGCUCGGCGCGGAGUGGUGCUCAGCAUGGCGGGGAUUCCAGGGCUCCUCCUCCUCCUCCUCCUCCUCCUCUGUGCUGUGGGGCAGGUGAGCCCCUAUGGUGCCCACUGGAAACCCACUUGGCCUGCUUACCGCCUCCCUGUGGUCUUGCCCCAGUCCACCCUCAACUUAGGCAAGCCAGACUUCGGGGCUGAAGCCAAAUUGGAGGUGUCCUCCUCAUGUGGACCCCAGUGUCACAAGGGGACUCCACUGCCCACUUAUGAAGAGGCCAAGCGGUACCUGUCUUAUGAAACGCUCUAUGCCAAUGGCAGCCGCACCGAGACCCAGGUGGGCAUUUAUGUCCUCAGCAGUGGUGGGGGACAAGAGUCUUCAGGAAAGUCUCGGAGGAAGCGGCAGAUUUAUGGCUAUGACAGCAGAUUCAGCAUUUUUGGGAAGGACUUCUUGCUCAACUAUCCCUUCUCAACAUCAGUGAAGUUAUCUACAGGCUGUACGGGCACCCUGGUGGCAGAGAAACAUGUGCUCACAGCUGCCCAUUGCAUACACGAUGGGAAAACUUACGUGAAGGGAACCCAGAAACUUCGAGUGGGCUUCCUGAAGCCCAAGUUUAAAGAUGGUGGCCGAGGAGCCAACGACUCGAGCUCAGCCAUGCCGGAGAAGAUGAAGUUUCAGUGGAUCCGAGUGAAACGCACCCACGUGCCCAAGGGCUGGAUCAAAGGCAAUGCCAACGACAUCGGUAUGGAUUAUGACUAUGCCCUCCUGGAACUGAAAAAACCCCACAAGAGAAAGUUCAUGAAGAUUGGGGUAAGCCCUCCUGCCAAGCAGCUGCCGGGGGGCAGAAUCCACUUCUCUGGUUAUGACAAUGAUCGACCAGGCAAUUUGGUGUACCGCUUCUGUGACGUUAAAGAUGAAACUUAUGACCUGCUCUACCAGCAGUGUGAUGCCCAGCCCGGGGCCAGCGGGUCCGGGGUCUAUGUGAGGAUGUGGAAGCGACAGCAGCAGAAGUGGGAGAGAAAAAUUAUUGGCAUUUUUUCAGGGCACCAGUGGGUAGACAUGAAUGGUUCUCCGCAGGACUUCAACGUGGCUGUUCGAAUCACCCCUCUCAAAUAUGCCCAGAUUUGCUAUUGGAUUAAAGGAAACUACCUGGAUUGUAGGGAGGGGUGACCCAGGGUUCCUUCCUGACGGCACUUAAUGGUCUCCAUGUACUUAUUUUAGGACAGGCCAAAUUUUGUCAUUGGUGUGUGUGUGAGUGUGUGUGUGUGUGUGUGUGUGUGUUUGUGUAAUGUGUCAUAAUUAUCUUUUACCUAAUUUUUAAAAAUUGCAAGAUGACUGGCUUUAUUUGAAAACCGGUUUGUGUAUUAUAUAGCAUUUAAACAGGUUAAAGGCAUUCUUUUGCAUAGAAGUGAAAAAAAAACAUGCUGAUGUUUGGGAUGAUAGGGAAUAUUUAGCAAUUAAGUUAAUCUUUUAAUUUCUGAGAACUUUGAUUUUUAUUUCAUCUGAACUUGUUUCAAAGGUUUAUAUUAAAUAUGUGGCAUAUGGGAGAUAUAAAUUCUUAAAUUCUUAUGUGUGUAUGUAUGUGUAUUUUUUCCUGAGAUUCCUCUUGUAUUUUUUUUUAAUGCCUAAUCAUUAAUGUUUCCAGAUGGCAGUAUUCCCCACCCAUACAACCCUUAGGAAAUUUCACGAUACUUCUUAGACAGGCAGGUAUACUAUUUUUGGAUUUGGAGGCAUUUACACCGUAGUCCUUGACCAGUAAAAUAAUUUGUUAACUAUAUUGGUACACAUCUUAAACUAUAUCUUACAGUAAGUCAGUAUCCCCAGCUGCUUUCAGUGUUGAAAUCAUUCUCUCCUGAAGACUGUUGCUCUGCUUUUGGGGAAGCCUCACAAUGUGGCCCUGUCACCUUUGUGACACAACAGAGUAGGCAAGAUCGUUUAUGCCAAGCCUUCCAUUUCACAGGAUUUUACUCACAUUUCUGAACUAGCUAUUUUCCAGAAGACAAUAAUCGGGGCCUAAUUAGAACAGGCUGUAUCACUUCCCAGCUAACGGUUGUGGUCACACAAAAACAAUCAUUUCAUUUUACCCCUGGAGUAUAGCACAUCUCAUGUUUUAUCAUUUGGAUGGACUGAUUUAAAAUGAAUUAAAUUCCAGAGAACAAUGGACGUAUUGCUUGGCAGAUGUCACAACAGAAUAACCACUUGUUUGGAGCCUGGCACAGUCCUACAACCUAAUCAAAAUUAUUCUACAUAGUUUUCAGUGUGGUUUCAGGGAGCUAUGUACUUGUGCAGCUUGCAAGCUUUCCUCUUUUACUUAUUUUAUAGUAAAAAUACUGGGAUGGCGCUUUAAGAAAAACCCUAUAGGACAUUUUCCCCACUAGCUUUAAAAGGGCCUCUUUUACUGGGAUGCUUUAGGCUACAGGCACAUAUGAUCAAGUACAGUGGCAAAACUGGAAAUUGGGAGAAUGAGAAGCAGAUCAGAAUCACCACUCCAGUCAAUGUCUUUAUGAAUGUCUUAUCAAUAUGAUAAUCACAGUUUCUAAAGCAAAGAAUUUGACUUAUUUUAUGUUUUCAUUUUAUGCAUCUUAGCCUGAGCACAUCUUCUGAAUGGAUCAGUGGAGAAAAAAAAAAGCAAAUGGAUUAUAGGGCAGAUGUUUGCUGGGCUUAUACCUUAGGUAACAGCCUGGCUUGUGACUAUUUGUGAGGACAUUCAGAUACAGCACUGAUGCUUAGAUAUUCUCUGUGUGGCUUUUGGUUUGUGUUUCUUGAGCUUUUCGGAAGAAUAAUCCUGAAAAGACACUGAAGAAAAGUACAGUCAUGGUGCUUUCUUCAAGUCACAAAAGAAAUACUAUGCGUAGCAAAGAGAUGUAGGACCCGCCAGGAUUCUUCUGAGCUCCAGUACAGUUUGCUUUGGAAUCUAGCAGGAAUCUAGCCUGAGGAAGAAGACAGUCUGCAUCCCUAUGUUUGGUAUUUGGGGUGGGGGUGGGGGUUGUUUUUGCUUUUGCUUGGUGUGAAAAGAAGUUCACUGAACACAUAGAACUAAUUAAAAAAAAAAAAAAAAGAUGCUCCUUUUGUAAAGCACCUGAUUUCUUGAUUUUGAUUUUUUGCAAAAUUUUGGAUUUGGAAGCAUUUACACCAUAGCCCUUGACCAGUAAAGUAAUUUGUUAACUAUAUUGGUACACAUCUUAAACUAUAUCUUACAGUAAGUCAGUAUCCCCAGCUGCUUUCAGUGUUGAAAUCAUUUCUCUCCUGAAGCCUGUUGCUCUGCUUUUGGGGAAGCCUCACAAUGUGGCCCUGUCACCUUUGUGACACAACAGAGUAGGCAAGAUCGUUUAUGCCAAGCCUUCCAUUUCACAGGAUUUUACUCACAUUUCUGAACUAGCUAUUUUCCAGAAGACAAUAAUUGGGGCCUCAGCAAGGGUAGGUAAUGGCAGAAAGUCAAAAUAAUAUCAGUGUUUAGUUCACAAACAGGUAUAAUUUACUAAAGAAUAGCACCAUAUGUUCUGUACAACAUAACUCACAGGUGAUAAAAUAACCCUAAAUGCCCAGCUUUUCAGUGGUGACGAGAAGCAUGGUAUCAAACCUUUGUGGAUUUGAAAUAAAAGACAAAGAAAGGACUCUCACGAUAUUAUUAAUAUAAUUAGUGUUUUACAUGUAUUAGUUAUACACUGUAAGGGUAUAUUCCUAGUGAGACGAGUAGAACAACAUUCCUAAAAUGUGUGCCACGAAAACUCAUCCUUCCAGAUUUCCUACCGCAAGCAAAAAGGGCACCAUCAUCAAGGAGGAGGGAGAUGCCUCCCAGUACUCCGUCUCCUUAUCAGGGAUUGCAUUGCCUAUUUGCCCUUUGAACACUCUAAGAAGUCCUGUAGUAAAGAGACCUGUUCAUGUUUUAAAAUCAGCAUGUCAAUAAAGAUCUUCCAUUACUCAA
Molecule: messenger RNA, 4050 nt
Organism: Panthera uncia (snow leopard)
Lineage: Eukaryota; Metazoa; Chordata; Mammalia; Carnivora; Felidae
Gene: PRSS23
Product: serine protease 23
Exons: 2
Coding region: 162-1295 (377 amino acids)
Biological process (GO): proteolysis
Molecular function (GO): serine-type endopeptidase activity
Source: RefSeq, a predicted model, not a curated record